AAUCGAAAGACUACGGAUACGGAGUACCUAGAACUAACUAUCCAUCCAUCUAUUCAUUCCCACCCCAUUCCCAUCCACUCCCACGGGUCUCAUCCACACACCCACCAACCAACCCUCUUGGAUUUCCGACCUCUCGACCUCUCGACCUCUCGACCUCUCGAACUCAGGACUUCUUAAUCUCCAUCUUUUCAACCUUCUGACUUGUUCUUUUCUCCGUCUUAAAUCACCCAAAAUCCACUCGUCAAGUUUAUCGACCAGCAGGACCCAAGUUUGACCACUUAGACCUCAAGAGCAAGCACCCUGAUAACCCCCUUCACCGUCGUAUCCCGUCACAUACCGUCACAUACAUCACUCCGCCCUCUUGUCAAACACUACUAUCAGUUGAAUGCAAUAUCCCAACAUUGAACUAUCGGACUGUCCAAUUACUGUAAGUCUUACAUAGUCCCCGAAAUUCUGCAAAGUUUUUCUAGUCAUCCUUCACGUGAGAGUAUUGGAUGAGGAAACGCUGGGUAGAGCAAUGUCUGAUUGGUUCUGCAAAGAAAAAGUUCGCAGCGCACCCAGAACUCCCAACCACGCAUCCAAGUCUUCAUUACCCAUACAUUUCUCCCAUCGCGCGUUCAACCUAGCUAUACACAUAACUACGUGGUCCGUUGGAAAACGCAUAACUUUCGAAACGUCCACGUAUGAUUGCAAGUUGUGAACAAGUUACUUGUGCAGUUUCCUCACUUCAGUAUCGCUACAUCAAUUUAUCAGAAAAGAAAAGAGAAGCAUUACCUUCGUAUUAUGUUGUCAAUUGCACUAUAGACUCGCACCCGUUUUGACUGAAGUACAAUAUCGACACGAUACAAGUCGCUACAUCGACCUGCCUCCAAAAUCCCAACUUUCACUUACUCGCUGUCUCCCAAAAUGCCAACAGGAUUAGCUGAGUUUCGCCUUCCUGGCCAUGUUGCCGAGAGAAAAGCUAUAGAGAGCUUGCCAGAAUUAGAUAUGGAUCUUUCGUGCUCAAUUCAUACACAAAACUCAUCGGCAUCUGAGCUACCAUCGCCAGUUACACCAACUUUCUCUACACGAGGCCAUAUGAGGCAUCCAAGCUCAGCUUCUUCAAUCGAAUCACAGUACCUCUAUGAAAGUCCGUCCUCGCCGACAUUCGCAACCAACAAAUCCGGCAAGCGAUCACUGCCUGAUGUUCAAGAAGAACCUCGUUGCGAACGGGAGAAUGACUUCAUGUUUGAGGACGACGACGAUAUCCCAGAUUGCGAUGAACUCUACAACUGCCUGUGUAAGUCCUAAAUUACGUCCAGACCUUCAUUCUUUAAUGACCUAAAACCUUCAUACAUUUAUUUACUGUUUAUCUCUUGGAUGACUACGCGGGGUAAUGAUAAUCGCGAAAACGCACAUCCACUGGGGCAAAGGCGAUAGGCUAAUCCUUGUUCUCGUGAUAUAUAGGCGACGAUCUGUAUUGCUUGCAUAGAGAUACGUCUAUGGCCCAAAGCUCAGUCCAUUUAUCUACCAAUCAAGACUCUUACUAUGAUCUUUCGGAUGGAUUCUUUAGUGAUGGAGAGUUUCCAUUAGGCCAGAGAUACAAGAAGAGGAGAGGAAACGAAUCGCCACUGAAUGGACUCACAUCUCGAUUCAAUAGCAAGUUUCCUUCCUUUGCCCGCAAAUGGAGUGCCCGAAAAGCCACGGGUUCUUCAGCAGCAUCCAUAUCAUCCGAUACCCAACGAGAUUAUGCAACUUCAAGGGCCCCUUCUAGUAGAUCCUCAUCGAGGUCUAACUCCGCUCGCAGACCUCUGGACGAUACUUCUGAUCUCCAUUUACCACCUACUCCAACCAGAAGCGUCUUUGGUAGCCGCGAUAAUAGCUCUACAACAUCCUUCCUCGAUAUCGAAAAGGCAAAAAGCGGUAUGUCGGAAUUCGAAGAAGGAUUGGCCGGCACGCCAUUGCUUCCACCUCUCAUGACUGAUGUCUUAGCCAAGGAGCAGUUCAAAAUGCAAUCACCAUUACAGUCACCAUCUGUCGCUGACACGAGUGAUUCGAUGUCUGGCGCCAACACGCCCAUUGAUUUCAUGAUUACCCAACAAUUACAUGGAAUGCCCUCACCGCCACUUAGUACUAAGCCAUCUAUUUCAUCCUUUCAUAGAUCAACAAUUAGAUCAAAUUAUAUAGUUCCCUCUUCAGAGAUUCCUGCCAUUCUGAUCGCUGAGGAGAACGAUGAGUGGGCAAACAAACUUGGCCAUGCUAACUUCGUCAUUCACCCCGAGCCUUAUGUCCCUGAGAAUUUUGACCUCGAAGCUUGCCGGCAACUACGAGCUGAUUGGGAUCUCGCGCGUUGUAACUAUACUAAGCAUAUUGUUCGCACAGGUGAACACUAUGGAGUCACUUCAAAAACUUAUAAGUUGACUGAGGAAAAAUGGGCUCAAACAGAUCUCAAAUGGAUGAAAAACAGUGAACUCACAAUUGCUACUACAGCCCAGAGCUCCACAGAUGCCUUUGCCACAUUGAAACACAACACGCUUGGCAAUGCUUCCUCAAGCAACGUCAUGACGAAAAUCCCAUCGCUAAACGACCCUCGCAGCGAAGGCAAAUUCCCUCAGCUUGGGGACGAAGAUAUCGUUGGACCAAUGGUUCAAGCUACCGCGCAACUUCGACGAAAUCCCAGCAAAACAACCAAGCUUCUCCGAUUCAUCACAGAUAAAUUCCCUGUGGCAUUAGGGAAGCCUUGAAUGUAAUCGAAAUCGAGCGUCUUAAGAAGGUCCUGGCCCUCACGAGCCGCCUUUUUUCCUUCUUGUUUUUACUUCUGGUCGGUUGAUGGUCGCACCGUCCCACCGCAUCUUUUUAACGACUUUACGAACGAAACGAAUUUUUACUAUACCCCAACGCUCCUUAACAGGCAACUAUCCUUGAAGACUAGCAACUUGAGAUUCGAGAUCUGCACUGUCCUUUAAGCAUUGUUAUCAUUCUUGUGUAUUGUUUACUAUUUUAUUUGAAAAUAUUCAUAAUCAUACUAUGCAUUGUUUCCUUUCACGUGUACUUAGUUUUUUGAUUACAUUUUCGUGUGCCGCAAUGGAGCUGGAGCGCAAAAAUAUCAUGGGGCUGGGAUAUGGUCCGGGCCUGGUCUGAAUGGCUUGGGUUUAGCUCGGUUUGGAAAGGAGGAUGGACAGGAGCUUGGUUUAUGGGACCGGAUGGGAUCAGGCAAGGAAAGGGGUAAAACCCCCUUAGAUGGACGCAUAAUGGGACAAUAGACACCUGUGCGCAUUUUUCUUGUAAUAUACCGGUAGCAGCGGAGGGUGGAGGAUAAUAUACCAAAGGAUAGGAAUGAGUUGAGAUAGAAAGGUGGUGGAUGUGGAGUGUGAACAUAAGGGCGAUCUUAUAGAACAGAGGGGAAGGAGCGAUGGGAAUGGAAAAGCGGUGAAACUCAAUGAGAGAAAUAUUCUGUAUCGCGCACACGCAACGCAAUCGCGACAAUCCUUCAAAAUCAUCUCCAACGAAAAUUCCAAUGUGGCAAAGCGCAAAGGAAAAGGGAGCGUACAUAUGGAUCCUUUAUGGUUAGUCAGUCAACAGCUUGAAUGAACGAGGUGGAAACCAGCACAGCGAGGGAGGAUUUAUUGAAUAUUAGUUCUAGAUACCCUACCAUUAAAAAAUGGAGAAAAGCAUUUUAUCAGAACCA
Messenger RNA from Sclerotinia trifoliorum, 3667 nucleotides. The record is from the annotation of a GenBank genome assembly. Lineage: Eukaryota; Fungi; Ascomycota; Leotiomycetes; Helotiales; Sclerotiniaceae.